AUGGCCCCCGCCCGGAAUCCAGUGGUAGCCGGGCUGCAGUCUCCGUCUCCGUCUCCGGCCUCGUCCCCGGCACCGGCAUCGGUACCGGCGUCAGCUCUGGCUACGGGCUAUGAGUCGCCGUCAGAGGACCACCCUCCAUUCUUUUCCGCUGCGGCGACCCCCGCGACGGCUUCGGACGCAAGGCGUUCUGCUGUAAAGCGGCCUGCCCUCGCCCAACGGCCAUCAUACAUAACUGCCAUCGCUCCUGAGGAUGCUCAUGGCAACAAUCAACGACCAGCUCGGCUUUUGCAUCAUGGCUCUACCCUCACUUCGAAUAGCCUUAACCAUGUUAUGGCCACGGCGGAGAAGUCGCCAGACGGUCGCAAGGUCGGUCUCCGGGAUCGCAUCGCCUGCCAUAGAUGGACCUACUUUACCAUGACUAUGUCGACUGGAGGCAUUGCGAACAUCCUUCACUCACUUAAGUGGGAAGCGCCCUGGAUACGCGGCAUUGGCCUUUUCUUCUUCAUGCUCAACCUUACUUUAUUCUUAAUCAACCUUGUUCUUAUAUGUACCCGAUUUCACCUCCGGCCUGGGAGUUUUGUGAACUCCUUCACUGACCAAGUAGAAUCGCUCUUCAUAUCAGCUUCCCUGGUCUCUAUUGCUGUAAUCCUAAUCAACACCUGCCAGUAUGGCAUCCCAUAUGCUGGCCCAUGGCUCCUCAACACCAUGGAGUGGGUAUUCUGGGUCUACGCCGCCCUCAGCGUGUCUGUUAGCGCGUUUCUGUAUCUUAUUCUCUGGUCCACAUUAAUAUUUCCCGUGCACACAAUGACACCAACCUGGGUUUUCCCAGCAUAUCCUCUCCUCCUCAAUGCACCCUUUGCAGCAAAUCUCAUCGCCGCUGCGGGCUCGUCUGGCUAUGAACUAUCGGCGAACCCUGUAGCAAUGGCACUAGGGGCUGCUGCUAUUCAAGGAACUGGUUGUCUCAUUGCUUUUAUGAUAUCCUCUGCCUUUAUCUACCGUCUCAUGACGCAGAAACUCCCACGGGACAACCAGAGACCUGGCAUUUUCAUGUCAAUAGGUCCUUAUGGGUUUACGGCUGCUGGUAUAGCCCAACUUGGCAGCCAAGCAGACUUGCUUAUACCUCCUGAUUUCCUUGAUACGCCACACGUUGCCAGUAUCAUCAAGGUCGUCAGCGUUCUGGUCAGCCUCUGGCUCUGGGGUCUCGCCAUGUGGUUUUUCCUUAUCUGUGUCGGGGCGCUCUGGAAAUAUGCUCUUGCAGGGCACCACAUGCCGUUCCAGAUGACUUGGUGGUCUUUUGUGUUUCCUAACACGGCUCUUGUUACCGCCACGAGUGUUAUGGGUAACAUCUUUAACAGCAAUGGCCUACACAUUUUUGCCUCCGCCAUGACUGUCGCCAUCAUUUUAGUCUGGAUCACUAUAUUUGUACGGAUGUGUUGGAGUCUCAAAGUCGGGAAACUCCUCUGGCCCAAGGAUGAUGAGUAG
Fusarium sp. VM40 is the source of this 1482-nucleotide messenger RNA. The record is from the annotation of a GenBank genome assembly. NCBI's taxonomy places the organism in Eukaryota, Fungi, Ascomycota, Sordariomycetes, Hypocreales, Nectriaceae.